UUUCACUUUUCACAUAGCACUGCAAUCCCGGAAGUGCGAAGUAAGACCAAGUAACUUCCAGACUGUUGUAAUUCGCUGAUUCACGGGUAUGGCAGCUAAACAAGAACAAGAGCUGAGUUUAUUUGAGUUGGCCAGUGCCAAAUUAUCCGAUGCACAGAAGCUUUUGGCAGAAGCUCGAGAAUUACUUAAGCAAGACCUCAACAAUGCAAGACAAGAAAAGUCAGCCAUCGAAGAAAUCACAAAAACAUUGAAUGCAGUACACUUCGCUAGCACGAUCAAGUUGAACGUUGGCGGGAAGAUUUAUGAAACAACACUGGACACUCUGAGAAAGGAUCCGGAUUCCAUGCUGUGUGCGAUGUUUUCUGGAAGGUUUGAGUUAAAAGCGAAUGAGCGAGAUGGAGCAUAUUUUAUCGACCGCGAUGGCAAACUCUUCCGGUACAUUUUGAACUACCUUCGCAAUGGUGACCUUCUUUGUCCAGAGGACAGAACAGUUCGAAAAGAACUGCUUGCAGAGGCUACGUUUUACCAAGUUCAAGGUAUUAUUAAUCAUUUGAAGGAGAAGAUGUCGGCAUUUGAGUGCUCCUCGAUAAUAGAGACUGAAAAUCACCACUCAGCUCUCAUAUCUUGGCUUCCUCCAUACGCUACCUGUUCUCUGUUGUUCCGAGCUUCUGAUGAUGGAAAAACACCUGUCGACUUUCAUCGUUGCUGUGAUAACAAAGGUCCUACUCUUGUGCUGAUAAAAAGUGAAGAAUACAUCUUUGGUGGUUACACAGUACAAUCCUGGGACUCAGGUAGCUCCACCAAAGCUAUACCAGACAGCCAAUCUUUUCUGUUCACACUGGUUAAUCCUUCUGGAAAUGAACCAGUCAAGAUGGCUCCAAAACCAGGUGCAAGUAUACUGUGUAAUAGCAAUUUGGGGCCAACCCUUGGCACGACUCAGUACUACGACCUUCUAGUGUGGAGUGUGAGCAGCACUAAUGAUAGUGUUUCAAGUCAUCUUGAUCUAGGGCAUGGCUUUGUGUGUCCUGAUAGUAUUAAUAAGAAUUCUUAUUUCACAGGCAGAAACCCAUUUGAAAUCAGUGAGCUGGAAGUAUUUCAAGUUAACUUGUAGAAUCAGUCUAAUCUUGCUUUUGUUGAAUAACAAAAUUUCUCUCUGCCAUAUAAUUGUAAUAAUUUAUUGGAGUAUAAUGUAUUAGACAAAAAGAACUAAUAGGACUGAUUUUGCAAAUAGACGAUAUCCAUAUUCUCAGUAUUGGACUGGAACUAGCUUGCAACGGAGGCUCAUGAGGGGAAUAUCCUUGAAAGAGAUUAAUGUCAUUUGCAUUUGAAGAGACUCCCCACUUUAGCCUCAUCAGUUGCAAGCUAAAUCCAGUGCAAUACUGAGAAUACAAUUAUGGUCUUUAGAAUGCAGGUACUAGUUCACGAAAUGAUGUGUUUGCAACAUUGAACAUGCAUGAAAAUUACUGAAGAGGAUCAAAUGCACGAGUGAAACUUAUAGGCUUUUAGAGUGCGCAAUAAGGGCUGUAGUUGGGGUACCAAGACCUCCACAUGUAUUAUGCACACCCAUAGUGCCAAUUACAUAAAUGAUAACAAAAAGUGUCUGAGGGUCAGAACUCAAAACAUUACGCUUCAAGAGAAUAUUGAUUAGAUUUUGGUCUUAUAAACAGUUUCUUUUCCACUGCUUAACAAUUAGACUAACUGAGCCCAAUUUUUUUUUUUUUUUUUUAUGAGUGAAUAGACAACAUAGUCAACAUAGUCAACAUAGUCAACAUAGUCAACAAGGGGUAGCAGAGUUGGCUAUCACUCACAGAAAACUAGGGUUUUAGUAGUCUAAUUGUUUUGGUAGACACUCUAAAAGAUUACAGCACUGAAAACCUAUCAUUCUGUGUAUUUUUAAGCUUAGAAUUAAGAAUGAUAAUUAUUCUUCAGUUUCAAAAGCAAUGUGCUUGUGAUCAUUGUCUAUCAUCAUGAUGGAUUUCCAGUAGAACACAGCUGAGUCAGGAGUGGAUCCAGGUUUUUUCUUAGGAGGGUUGCACCACUAAGGAAUAGCAAUUAACACCAAUAAACCACAUAGUUUUCUUCCAGAAUACUAGUUUAUUAGAAAGCUGCAUGUCAUCUCAGGGGGA
Messenger RNA from Orbicella faveolata, 2126 nucleotides. RefSeq lists its product as uncharacterized. Lineage: Eukaryota; Metazoa; Cnidaria; Anthozoa; Scleractinia; Merulinidae. The record is from RefSeq and is a predicted model, not a curated record. Gene Ontology annotation, biological process: protein homooligomerization. Gene Ontology annotation, molecular function: protein binding.